CUCUCUCUCUCUCUGCAGUAGGGUUGGUGUGUUAUUGCGGUGGGGGUUGGAUCUGUGUGUGUGUAAAGUGCAGGUUUUAGCAGGCUGGAGCUCACACACACUAUUGUCCUCUCUGAUCUCGGUGUGUGUGUGUUUGCCUGCAGUAGUGCUGAUGUUCCGGCUGUGAGGAAUUCCCUGCUCCUCUGUCCAGCGGGAACGUGAGCGUUGGGAUCAGGGAUGUUACGCUGCUCUAUAACGGAUCAUCACUGCCGGAUCGGGACGCGCCUGCCGUAUGUGGGAAUAGCUCACCCGUGGAGGGGGCGUCUUGUGUGCCUUGAGUGUGUUUUUGCGAGGCAGCCAUGCGGUCGGAGCGCAUGAGUCGCGUGUGUAUCGUGGUGCUUGAAGAGGUGGAUGAUGAUGAGCCCGCCCCUCUGCGUUCCAAAAGCGGCCAGGACCACAUUUCCCAGAAUUCCUCUCAGGACGAGAAGCCGUCUCUGAUCAAAGCCAUAUUUAAUGUGGACUCGGAGGAAGUUCGUUCACUCAUAUUCAAGAAAGAAGAUGUCAACAUACAGGACAGUGAGACGAGAACGCCGCUCCACGCCGCUGCCUACCUGGGUGAUGCUAAGAUAAUAGAGCUGCUCAUCGUGUCAGGGGCGAGAGUAAAUGCUAAAGAUAAUAAAUGGCUGACUCCUCUUCAUCGGGCCGUAGCGUCCUGCAGUGAGGAGGCCGUGCGAGUGUUACUGAAGCAUUCUGCAGAUGUCAACGCACGGGACAAACACUGGCAGACGCCGCUGCACGUGGCCGUGGCCAAUAAGGCGGUGCGCUGCACCGAGGCAUUGAUCCCGUUGCUAAGCAACGUGAAUGUGUUGGACCGCGCCGGGCGGACACCUCUGCACCACGCUGCCUUCAGCGGCCAUCUAGAGAUGGUUCAGCUGCUGGUGUCUAAAGGUGCAAACAUUAAUGCCUUUGAUAAGAGAGACAGACGAGCUGUUCAUUGGGCUGCAUACAUGGGUCAUCUAGAGGUGAUAAAGUUGCUGGUGUCUCAUGGUGCUGAGGUUUGCUGUAAGGAUAAGAAAUCUUACUCUCCUCUUCACGCUGCCGCCUCCAGCGGAAUGAUCAACGUGGUGAAAUAUCUGCUUCUUGUGGGCGUGGAUAUCAACGAGCCGAACGCGUAUGGAAACACUGCCCUGCACCUGGCGUGUUCUAACGGUCAGGAUGUUGUUGUGAAUGAGCUCAUCGAUGCAGGUGCUGAUGUCAAUCAGGUGAACGAAAUGGGCUUAACACCGCUGCACUUCACCGCCGCGUCCCGACAGGGGGCGCUGUGCCUGGAACUGCUCGUGGCCAGCGGGGCCAAUGUCAACAGUAAGAGUAAAGAUGGGAAAACUCCUCUCCACAUGGCGGCCGUUCACGGGCGAUACUCUCGAUCUCAGGCUGUCAUUCAGAACGGAGCGGAUGUCAACUCUCAGGAUGUGAACGGUAAUUCUCCUCUGCACGUAGCAGCGCGUUACGGUCACGAGCUGAUCAUAAACACACUUCUGGCGAACCGAGCGGACGCGGCCCGGCGGGGCAUCCACGGCAUGUUUCCAUUGCAUCUGGCGGCGCUGAGUGGAUUUUCAGACUGCUGUCGCAAACUGCUCUCCUCAGGUUUUGAUGUAGACACUGCUGAUGAUUUUGGCAGGACGUGUUUGCAUGCAGCAGCCGCAGGAGGGAAUCUAGAAUGUUUAAAUCUGCUACUGAACACCGGUGCAGACUUUAAUAGGAAGGACAGCUUUGGGAGGACUCCUCUGCAUUACGCUGCUGUUAACUGUAUGUAUCAGUGUGUGUUUGCUCUGGUCGGUUCGGGGGCGAGUGUGAAUGAGCGUGACAUCAGAGGCUGCGGACCGCUGCAUUACACCGCUGCUGGGGACUCACGCGGCAAGUGUGUGGAGUAUCUGUUGAGGAAUGAUGCUAAUCCAGCUCUCAGGGAUAAAGACGGAUACAACGCUGUUCACUACGCUUCAGUUUACGGCCACAGAAUCUGUCUGGAGCUGAUUGCUAGUGAAACACCAUUAGAAGUGCUAAUGGGCAGGUCUGUCUCUGACUUCAUAAAUGACUCGGACAUCCAGUCCCCCAUCAGCCCUUUACACUUAGCGGCAUAUCACGGUCACCACCAGGCUCUUGAGGUUCUGGUUCAGUCUCUGUUAGAUCUGGAUGUCAGGACUCCUCAAGGUCACACACCUCUGGCUCUGGCUGCCCUGAAAGGCCACGUGGAGUGUGUGAAUAUUCUUAUAAACCAGGGUUCAUCUACGCUGCUGAAAGACUACACACACAAGAGAAGCCCCUUACACACCGCAGCUAUGAACGGUCACUCUGAAUGUCUGCGUCUGCUCAUCAAUGCAGAUCAACACACAGACGUCGAUAUACGAGACAGCAGGGGCCAGACUCCUCUGAUGUUGGCGGUUCUGGGUGGACACACAGAUUGUGUGUAUCUGCUGCUGAGGAGAGGGGCCAGCGUGGAGGCCAGAGAUAAAUGGGGCAGGACGGCUCUCCAUCGUGGGGCAGUAAUGGGUCAUGAGGCGUGUGUGGAGGCGCUCUUGCGGCACAGAUCCGGUCUUCUGGUUCAGGACGGUAGGGGGCGCUCUUCUCUGCAUCUGGCAGCAGCUAGCGGGCAUGUCGGGGUCUUAAGGGCUCUCUUGAAAGCAGCACAGUCUCAGAACAUCAUCCCUGUCACUAAAGACAACUGCGGUUACACACCGCUGCAUUGGGCCUGUUACAACGGUCAUGAUGCGUGUAUAGAGCUCAUUCUAGAACAUCAAGAGUUUUAUCAUAUGGAAGGAAACUGCUUCAGUCCACUUCACUGCGCUGUUAUUAAUGAUAAUGAGUCAGCAGCAGAGAUGUUGAUCCAGUUGUUGGGUCCAGGGAUUGUAAACGCCUCAGACUCUCAGUGCAGGACUCCGCUGCACGCCGCAGCUUUCACAGAUCACGUGGCGUGUUUGCAGCUUCUGUUGGGUCACGGCGCUCAGGUGAAUCCCGUGGACACGCUGGGCAAAACUCCUCUCAUGAUGGCGGCAGAGAACGGACAGACCAACGCCGUAGAUCUUCUGGUGAGCGGUGCGAGAGCUGACCUCACCCUACGGGACUCAAACAGAAACACAGCUCUUCAUCUGGCGUGCAGUAAGGGGCUUGAAACCAGUGCCUUGUUAAUCCUGGAGAAGACCGCCGAUAGAAACCUCAUCAACAUCACAAACGCUGCGCUGCAGACUCCGUUACACAUUGCUGCUCGGAAUGGUCUCACUGUGGUCGUACAAGAGCUUCUGGCUAAAGGAGCGAGCGUUCUCGCUGUGGAUGAAAACGGUUAUACUCCAGCUUUGGCUUGUGCCCCCAACAAAGACGUGGCAGAUUGUUUGGCGCUGAUACUCGCCACCAUGAUGCCCCUCUCCCCCACCAGUACCGGACUCACGUUUGCCAGCUUCAACCACUUCUCAAGCCCGUCCAAGACGGUGACCUUUGACUCUUUACCCACGCUGAGAUCCGAACACGUCUCUUAUCGUAACUUCAACAGCCUGUGCCGUGAGGACCGCCUCAUCUGUCCUGAUGAUGAACUCAAUGAUUCAGAUUCAGACACGUACUGAUGACCCGUCCCAGUGUCUCGCUGAACCAUCUGCACAUGCAGUCAUGUGGGCCUGAGCGGCCACAGUCUCAGGAGAGAGAGAGAGAGAAAAAACACGCCGAUGGCCCAUUUGUUUAAAGAAAUAGUUCACCCAAAAAUCAUGAACUCUCAUUCUGUGGAUGACAAAGGGUGGAAAAAGUUUCCCAUAUAAUCAAAGUAAAUAUUGACUAAGGCCGUCAAGCUCCGAAUAACAAAAUAAUAUAUAUAUAAAAUGAUCAUGGAUGUUGGUACAUAAAGCUGUCAUAUGAAUUCAGAGGACAUGGAAUUUAGCGCAUUAGUUUUACGAUUCAUUUAAUUUCAUGAUACAUAAAGUUUAUUUGUUUAGCACUUUUCGCAAGACAGAGUCAUAGUUUCGUGCUGUACAGAAGAAAAGUCAUACGGGUUUGAAGCAACAUAUUGAGUCAAGUAGACAGUAUUGAACCUUUUGUGGAACAACUGCAACGGCAAAAAUUCAUUUUCAUUAUUGGAUCAUGAAAGAAGAAGGAAACCGAAAGAGAGGACGUGAAAACUUCAGGGACCAAGAAGCGCAGAUUUCUCCUGCAUCUUUUACUUUACGCCCUGUCUGUGCAUGAAGAAUGAAUUCAGGUUUAUAUCGACGUGGAUUAUUUAUUAUAAAGGUAUGAAGAGCAACACAAGACGGACUCUUCUAGGGUUCAAACUGAGAGUUUAUUUCUCUGCGGUCAUGAGGAAUCACAGCGUUUUUAUCCGUUGUUCCUCUGUACAGUAGACGUGUGUGUUUGUGUGACGUGUGUGUAUGUGUGUUUGAUUCUUUUAUAAGAAUUUAAAGACAAUAACCGAGUCGGUGUGUGGCAUAAUGUACAUUUUGGUACAUGAAAUGAUGAAUAAAUAUUUGCUUUAAGCUUAAAGAGUUGUUGUAUUUUUAAACAUCUUUUAAAAUAAACGAAGUUUGAAUUUCUUUCUUUUCUGGAACACCCAAGAA
Molecule: messenger RNA, 4568 nt
Organism: Triplophysa rosa
Lineage: Eukaryota; Metazoa; Chordata; Actinopteri; Cypriniformes; Nemacheilidae
Gene: ankrd28a
Product: serine/threonine-protein phosphatase 6 regulatory ankyrin repeat subunit A
Exons: 28
Coding region: 339-3590 (1083 amino acids)
Molecular function (GO): protein binding
Source: RefSeq, a predicted model, not a curated record